AUGCCCUCCCUCCUCACCCUCACGGCGACCGUCGCCCUAAGCGGCGCUCUCGUCCACGCCUCCUUCGACAACAACCUCGCCUACCGCAGCCCUUCGAACCGCCACCCGACGCUAGGCGUGUCCCUCUCCCACGUCUCCAAGCGCCAUGUCCAAGCCGGCAGCAGCCUGUUCACCCCGGCCGAGGUCAACUUCACCCACGGCGUGGCCUCGGGCGAUCCGUAUGCUGACUCUGUGAUCCUCUGGACGCGUCUCUCGCCUUUCCCCGGGACUGUGGCGUCGGAUAUUGUGCCAGAGGGGGUGGUGCCGAUUUAUGACCAUGAGGAGGGGGCGCCGCCGUCGGAUAAGGCCGCGUGUGUGGAGUACCGCGUUGCGACGGAUGAGGGGUUGACGCAGGUUGUUGAUCAGGGGAGGGCGUAUACCACGAGUGAUGUGGACUAUACCGUGAAGUUCGAGGCCACCAAUCUCCAACCCUUCACAACCUAUUACUACCAAUUCCACGUCUGCGACUCCUCCAAGACCAGCCCCGUCGGCCGCACCAAGACCAUCCCGGCCCGCGACCAGCACGUCGACCGCAACAUCAACCUCGCCGUCUACUCCUGCAGCAACUUCCCCGAAGGCUACUUCACCGCCUACCGGCAACCCGCCCUCAAAGACUCCGUCGACUACAUCCUCCACCUCGGCGACUACAUCUACGAGUACAAACCCUCCUCGUCCCUCCCCAACCGCAACCCCUCCCCCACAGACCACGAAACCUACACCCUCUCCGACUACCGCGCCCGUCUCGGCGCCUACCGCACCGACCCCGACCUCCUCCUCUCCCACGCCCGUUUUCCCUGGAUCCCCGUCUGGGACGACCACGAAGUCGCCGACAAUUCCUGGCGGAACGGUUCGACGGAUUCGGAUGGCCAAGUCUUCCGGGACAGGAAGAAGGCCGCUGUGAGAGGGUACUUUGAGUGGAUGCCGAUUCGCCAGGUGGCGAUGGAUGAUUCGUUGAGGGUGUGGCGGGGUUUUGCGCUGGGGACGCUGAUGGAUGUGGUGAUGCUGGAUACGAGGCAGUAUGAUCGGGAUGUGACGGUGAUCGGGGGGAUUGGCGGGGUGGUCGGGGGGAAUAGUGGGCAGUUGGAGGAGGAGGUGGGGUGGGCGAAUCGGACGCUGAUGGGGUUUACGCAGGAGAAGUGGUUUUAUGAUCAGUUGCGGGAGUCGUCGGCGCGGGGCGCCGCGUGGAGGGUGGUGGGGAAUCAAGUGGUGUUUAGUCGGUUGACGUUGGGGGUGUUGGGGAGUGAGCAGCCGUUUAAUCGGGAUCAGUGGGAUGGGUAUUUGGCGAAUCGGGAUCGGGUGUAUCAGGCGUUGGAGGAAGGGAGGAUUAAUAAUACGGUGAUGUUGUCGGGGGAUUCGCAUGCCGCGUGGGUGUCGGAUUUGGCGUGGUUGGGGAAGAGGGAUUAUGAUGAGACGACGGGGGAUGGGGCGUUUGGGGUGGAGUUGGCUGGUACCGCGGUGACGAGCAGUGGGUUUGUGCCGAGUUGGACGCCCAAGUUUGUGGCGAACGCGCUGUCGAAGCGGUUGAUUGACAAGAACCCGGAGCUGCAGUGGCAGGAGUUGUAUUACAGGGGGUAUUUUGAGAUGAGUGUUGGGUAUGAUGCAAUCGUGGCUAAGUUUUGGGGUAUUUCGAACAUCAAGAAGCAGAACGGUGAGGAGGUGCUGUUGGCGGAGUUUUUGAUUCGCAACGGGGAGAACCGGUUGGCGCGGAAUCCGACUGUGGGAGGUGGAAAGGCGAAGGCGGGUGCGUUGAAGAAUGGGAAGAUUGAGUAG
Messenger RNA from Dichotomopilus funicola, 1809 nucleotides. RefSeq names its product alkaline phosphatase D. The coding region runs from base 1 to 1809 and encodes 602 amino acids. The transcript has 3 exons. NCBI's taxonomy places the organism in Eukaryota, Fungi, Ascomycota, Sordariomycetes, Sordariales, Chaetomiaceae. The record is from RefSeq and is a predicted model, not a curated record.